AUGUCUGGCUUCGGCUCUUCUGCCGCGUCGACAUGGCUCAUGCCACUCGUGAUCAUCCUCUCAUGGCAAUUCCUGCCCUCGUUAGCGACCCGCAUCCUGCUCGCUGUCUUCUACAGAGUCCAACCGUCGGCGCGACCGAUCAUACAGCGCACAGACUCGGUCGAGUCCGUUGCAAUCAAGCAGAAGCGUGCAGAGCUGCAUUACAAGAUUGCGGCAGGCGUCGUCAUCGGCGGCUAUCUGCUCUAUACGGUCGUUCAAGCCUAUCGCAAGACGCUCCUCACAGGCAAUUUUUAUAGCGAUCUUGGCGUUGCCCGUCCGUGGGAAAAGGCCGAAUUUGAUGAGAACGAGCUCAGAGUCAAAUGGCGGCGACUCGCUCGAGUCUAUCAUCCCGACAAGAGCCAGGCAUCUGCCGGGCCCGAAGACCAAGCCGCUCGGGAUGCACUAUUUUUGCGCAUGCGAGGGGCGUAUGAAGUCCUCGCAUCCGAAAAGCAACGCAGGGCCUACACUCGAUUUGGCAGCGACCUGAUAGCAAGCUGUGGCAAUCGCUGCUCGACCGACAGGGACUACAUACUCGCCUACGUCAAUCAGUCUCUGGUUUAUUAUAUCAUGUUCCUUGUAUUGAUGCUCGUCUUCACCUUUGGAGGUCCCAAAGGCAGUCAGGGCAGCUUCUACUGGCGGAUCGUGGGAUUGCUGAGCUUGAUGUCGUUCGAGUAUUCGUUGAUACUUGCACCGAUCAACGUAUCGCUAUCGGUCAGCAAGCAAAGCCUGGUCAAUCGCAUGUUUACAGCAGCACCCUCUGCCCUGCGCUUGCUUACAUUCGAAGCCGUCUCUGUCUUUCGGCAGUUCUUCAUCAGCUUCUCCUGUGCUGUGACUCAGCUGGGUCCACUCUUGUCGGCAGAGCUCGCUGCACCAGUCCCGCUUCCUAAGACGGUCGCAGAGAUGAACGAUUUCAUCAAGGCGGAAGUGCGAGCUGUCGAGCCAGCUUUGAAGCACCUCGACGAGCUGACGUCGUACGGCCGCCAGCGCUCGUUGAACGCCCUCGCUGGCCAACUUUCGGUACUUGCGCAGGCCGACUUGCUCGAGCAACGCUCGGACUUGCUAAGCCAGGGCACGACAGACGGCAUUGCGAAGAAGGACGUGAUACUCAGUUCAGACCAAUUCGAAAUGCUCAGUAAGAGGAUGAUCGAUAUGCUGUGCGAACAGAGGCUACGGACGACGCCCGAAGGUGCUCAAGCGUGGCAAGACGUCAUCAUCAAGCAUGCCGAGCAAACCAAGCCAUCACUGGGUAAUCAGCACGUAGCUGACAAUGGACCGAAGAUAGCAAGGUUACCAACGGUUGAUAGCAAGCUUACGCGAGACAGCCAGUCAGUGCUAGACAGCAAGCCAGUAAUCAAGCUAGAGGAGGAAGUCGCUACAGUAGCAGUGCCCCUGAGGACGAGUGACAGCAAGACAUUCAAGGGAGAGUGA
Messenger RNA from Mixia osmundae IAM 14324, 1467 nucleotides. RefSeq lists its product as uncharacterized. NCBI's taxonomy places the organism in Eukaryota, Fungi, Basidiomycota, Mixiomycetes, Mixiales, Mixiaceae. The coding region runs from base 1 to 1467 and encodes 488 amino acids. The transcript is spliced from 3 exons. The record is from RefSeq and is a predicted model, not a curated record.